Molecule: messenger RNA, 4420 nt
Organism: Camellia sinensis
Lineage: Eukaryota; Viridiplantae; Streptophyta; Magnoliopsida; Ericales; Theaceae
Biological process (GO): signal transduction; defense response
Molecular function (GO): protein binding; ADP binding
Source: RefSeq, a predicted model, not a curated record
AAUUUCCCAUUCUCUACAUCCUUGAACCGUUUUCUUCGUACAUCUCCAUGGCCGAAGAUGGUGAUAGCGAGUGGUCGACGACUACGCCGUCGUUUCGGUUCAGGUGGGACGUGUUCCUUAGUUUCAGAGGAGAGGACACGCGUAAAAAGUUCACUGGCCGACUCUACACCGAACUCGUACAGAACGGCGUUCGAACCUUCUUCGACGAGGACGGUCUUCUUCGCGGCCAUGAAAUCUCUCCGAGCCUCGUGACGGCGAUCGAAGACUCGGCCGCUGCAAUCGCCGUAAUCUCGGAGAAGUACGCCAAUUCCUGGUGGUGCCUCGAAGAGCUUGCUAAGAUCAUAGAGUGUCGGAAGUUGUUACUCCCAGUGUUUUACGAGGUCGAUCCCUCCGACGUUCGGCGUCAAACCGGUCCUUUUAAAGAGGAUCUUCGCAAACUAGAAGAUCGAUUCGGAGUCGAAAAGGUUCUCAGAUGGCGAAAAGCUAUGGAAAAAGCCGGUGGAAUUGCCGGUUGGGAUACCAAAGUCUGGAGGGAAGAAACGUUGUUAAUCCAGUCUUUACUCAAGAAUAUUUUGACUAAAUUGAGUAAUACUCCCUUGGGAGUGGCUAAACAUCCAGUUGGACUUAACCUUCGCCUUCAAAAGUUGAUGAUCAUGUUAGAUGUUAAAGCUAAUGGUGUUCGAGUGUUGGGAUUUUAUGGAAUGGGUGGGGUAGGCAAGACCACCCUUGCCAAGGCUCUUUACAAUAAACUUGUCAUUCACUUCAAACGACGUAGCUUUAUUCCUAAUGUUAGAGAAAAUUCACGAUUGCAUAAUGGUUUAACAUCUCUUCAAAGCAAGUUUCUUGGUGAUCUUUUAUCAAGUCCUCCCCCAGAAGUAAAUGAGGUAAGGAGUGGUAUCAUGUCAAUUAAGGACGUCGUUCACAAAGAGCCAGUGCUUGUUGUUCUAGAUGAUGUUGAUGAUGUAAACCAAUUAAAUGCACUAGCUGGUGGGAGAGAUUGGUUUUAUGAAGGAAGUCGAAUCAUUAUCACCACAAGAGAUAAGGGAGUUCUACAUGAGAACUUUGUGACAGAAUUCUACGAGGUAAAAGAGCUGACGUUUCCAGAGUCACUUGAGCUAUUUAGUUAUCAUGCAUUUGGGAGAGAGAAACCUAGCAAAGAUCUCAUUAGUUUCUCUGAGGAAGUUGUGUCGCUUACAGGAAGACUACCUUUGGCUCUGGAAGUAUUCGGUUCUUUUUUCUUUUAUAAGAGGAGUAUAAGAGAACGGGAAGAUGCAUUGAAAAAGUUGAAACAAAUUCGUCCUGGUGAACUUCAAGAUGUGUUAGAGCUCAGUUUUUGUGAGCUAGAUAUAGAAGUGAAGCGCAUAUUCCUUGACAUUGCUUGUUUCUUUGUAAAUAUGAAAAUGAAGAGAGAAGAUGCAAUUGACAUUUUCAAAGGCUGUGGUUUUAAGGCUGAAAUAGCAAUGUCUGACCUCGUAGGUAAAUCUCUUAUUAAGAUCAUAGAUGACAAUAUUUUGUGGAUGCAUGAUCAACUUGGAGACAUGGGAAGACAAAUUGUUCUACGUGAAAGCCAUGGAGAUCCUGGUAAAUGUAGUAGACUCUGGGAUCGUGACAAAAUAAUGACUGUAUUGAAGGAUAAGAAGGGAACAAGAAGCAUUGAAGGCAUCACCCUCAACUUUGAGAAGAAUUGUGAUUUAAGCUUGAAAAAUAUCUAUUGGAUGAACUUUCAAGGAUGGCCUGGUUUGGCUUCUGCAACUGCAUACUGGAAGGAAAUAUACAACAAAUCUUUUGGUGAUUGUGUGGAAAAUGAGAAUAAUGUGAUACUUAGCACUAAAGCAUUUGAACCUAUGGUUAACUUGAGGCUUCUUCAAAUUAAUCAUGUGAGUUUGGACGGGAGUUUCAAUCAUUUUUGUGCUAAAUUGAAGUGGCUGCAAUGGAAAGGAUGCCCCUUAAAAACUCUUCCUGCUGAGUUUUUUCGUCUGGAUCUUACUGUCCUUGAUCUCUCAGAAAGCAAGAUGGUGCAAAUUUGGAAUCGCAAGUGGUGGCAUUGGCACAAGAACAAGAUGGCCAAGAAGCUGCUUGUUAUGAAUCUCAGUGAUUGCUACUAUCUUACACAUAUCCCUGAUUUAUCCAUGCUUCCCUUGGAAAAACUAAUUCUUGAGCGAUGCAAAGGACUAGUUAAGAUCCAUGAAUCAAUUGGUGACAUGAGUACAUUAACUCACUUGAACAUGAAAGAUUGUUCGAGCCUUGAGGAAUUUCCUAGUGAUGUCUCUGGUCUGAAAAAUCUUGAGAACUUUAUCCUCCAUGGUUGCUCCAAACUGAAAGCAUUACCAGAAAACCUUAGUGGCUUGAAAUCUGUAAGAGAGCUUGACAUUGAUUGCACAGCAAUAGUGAAUCUACCUGAUUCUAUAUUCCACCUGAAGAAACUUGAAAGGUUCAGCUUAAAAAAUUGCGAGUCAUUGAAACAACUACCUCCUACUAUAGGGAAAUUGAGUUCACUCUUAGAGCUUUACCUCGAUGGUUCUUCUGCUUUGGAGGAAGUGCCUGAUUCUGUUGGAAAUUUGACAAAUCUUGAGAAAUUAAGUUUGAGGAGAUGUGGUUUACUGACUUCAAUACCGGAUUCUAUUGGCAAUCUCAAAUCUUUAAUUGAAUUGUUUCUUGACUAUACUUCAAUUGAGGAACUUCCAGCUUCUGUUGGUUUAUUAUCCCAUCUAAAGAUGUUGUCAGUUGAACGUUGUCGAUCUUUGAGUAAAUUGCCAGAUUCUAUUGGAGGAUUAGCAUCUUUAAAAUUGUUGCGGUUGGUAGGUACACCAAUCACAGAAGUACCAGAUCAGAUUGGCUCCUUGAAUGCUCUUGAGAAGCUUGAGUUGGGAAAUUGUGAGGAGCUGAGAUCUUUACCAAACUCAAUCGGGAACUUGUUGAAUCUCACUACUUUGUCUCUAGAUGAUACUAUAAUAAUAGAGUUACCACAAUCCAUAGGAAUGUUGGAAAGACUUGAUAUGCUGAAAUUGAAUAAUUGCAAGUAUCUUCGAAGACUACCAUCUUCCAUUGGAAGAAUGACAAGUCUGCGUUACUGCCUGAUGAAAGGAACCGUUGUGGCAGAAUUACCUGAAGAAUUUGGGAUGCUUUCAAGCUUAAGAAUAUUGGAUAUGGCAAAAUGUUCACAUCCCGAACAGGCCCAGAACAUUGGAGGAAUUUCUGAGGCCGAAGACUUAGCUGCACAAGAUAAUCUCAAACCCGUUGUUCUUCCAACAUCAUUUUUAAAUCUCUCCUUGUUGGAAACCUUGGACUUGUCUGCUUGGAAGUUAUCUGGCAAAAUUCCUGAUGAUUUUGAGAAUUUAACUUCGCUGAACAAUUUGAAUCUUAGUCACAACAAUUUUUGCAGCCUCCCAUGUAGCCUGAGAGGUGUUUCCCUUCUAAAAAAAUUGACUUUGAAUCAUUGUAAACAGCUCAAGUUUCUCCCUACACUUCCCUCAAGUUUGGUUUAUUUGACUGUUGCAAACUGUACUGCAUUGGAAAGUGUACCCAACCUGUCGAAUUUGGAGAGUUUGCAGGACCUGGAUCUCACAAAUUGCAAGAAGGUGACGGAUAUUCCUGGCCUUGAAUACCUGAAGUCAUUGAGAAGGUUUUAUACCAUUGGUUGCAAUGCAUGCUCUACAGCAGUAAAGAAAGGGCUUACUAAGGUUUCUUUAAGGCAUAUACGCUUUUUGGGUAUUCCAGGGAACCAAAUUCCAGAUUGGUUUGUCCCGGAAAUACCCAGUUUCUCAACUCAGAAAAACCGUGAUCUAAAGGGUGUGAUUGUAGCUGUUGUUGUCUCUCUUGACCAGCAGCACCAGGAUGAUUUCAGAGAUAAAGUUCCAGGAAUAGUGGAUAUUCAACUGAAGAUCUUCAGACCCAAUGAGCCAGCAUAUAAUGAUAAACCAAAACAUUCAACAGUACUUGACUUGAGGGGAAUUCCUGAUACAGAUGAGGAUCACCUCUACUUGUGUCGAUUUCAUGACUAUAAUCCAUUUGUUCGGAUUUUGAAAGAUGGUGACAAGAUACAGGUGACAAUGCGCAGCCCUAGACCACGCUUCAAUGGGCUUGAACUGAAGGAGUAUGGAAUUUAUUUGGUUUAUGAAAAUGAUGAUGAUAUUGAAGAUGAUGAUGUUGAAUCGCAAGAGUCUGUAACAGAGAGGCUGUCCAAGUUUUUCGGGUCUCUGUGAAGGAGUUUAUUGUAAUUAUCGUUAUCAUUAUUAUUUUUUAUUUCGAGUUGAUUGUGACUUUCCUUAUGAUUUAUAUUGAGGGACAGAGUGAGAGGGACCAUCAUUGUGUUGGUUGGAUUUGGUUCUUUAUUUGCUCCUUUUGGUUUGUCAAAUGAUAUUUUCUGUUUUGUUAUCAAUAUUGGUCAAAUGCUCUUAUUAAUGAGGGAGAUUCAAUGAUA